This is a messenger RNA of Exaiptasia diaphana, 6925 nucleotides long. RefSeq names its product tensin-1. The transcript has 35 exons. Gene Ontology annotation, molecular function: protein tyrosine phosphatase activity; protein binding. The record is from RefSeq and is a predicted model, not a curated record. The coding region runs from base 131 to 4555 and encodes 1474 amino acids. Gene Ontology annotation, biological process: protein dephosphorylation. Lineage: Eukaryota; Metazoa; Cnidaria; Anthozoa; Actiniaria; Aiptasiidae.
GUCCAAUCGCACGAAACAAAACAUGGUGAACGGUGCCAACAGAGCCAGCCUAUUUGGCACGUUUUUCUCAUUAUUAGCAUGAUAAGUCGUGAUUUUUAUACGGCGGAACAAAUGCUAGAAGGUUUAUGGAAUGAGCAAACCCACCAAAGACCUUAAUUCUCGUCUGGAGGGAUUUAUCUGUCCAGCAUGUUUAGUUGACUUCGCUACCGCCUCUCAAGUCCAAGAUCAUUGGGUGAAGUUUCACUGCUCGAAGUCCAAUUCAACGAGUACCACAGCUUCAGGGCACAAUGACUCUAAGCCUCAUGAGUUCAAGUUAGUCUACUAUAAUGUCCCAGAGACUUGUAGAGUAUGUAGCAGUGGUGUUUUGAAUUAUGAGGGACUCUAUUGUGAAGUUUGUCACUAUGUAUGCCACAAGAAGUGUGAGGGAAUGGUAAAUUCAAAGUGUGGAAAGCGGCCUUCUAUGUCCAUUAAUGCAGGUUCACGUUCAUCUUUCAGCAUUUCAAAUAAAAAUGACAGUUACCAUGGAUAUCGACUGCCUAAAGUGCAAUCACCAAACACACAUAAAGGAAUUGUAAAACAUUUACGACAUAUUGUAUCAAAAGGAAGAGUACGACAUGUUGACAAAGAAUUUGACCUGGAUCUUACUUACAUCAAUGAUAGAGUUAUUGCAAUGUCAUUUCCAGCAACUGGACUGGAAACUACUUACAGGAAUAAUCUUCGAGAUGUUGCCAAAAUGUUACAAAGUAAACACCAAGAUAAAUAUAUGGUUUUCAAUUUAUCAGAAAGACGUUAUGAUAUAUCAAAGCUUAAUCAUCAGGUGCUGGAUUUUGGCUGGCCAGAUCAUUUAGCACCUCCAUUAGAGAGACUAUGUAGUAUAAUUAAAUCUAUUGAUUCUUGGUUGAAGAGUGACCCAGAUCAUGUAGUAGUUGUUCACUGUAAGGGAGGUAAAGGAAGAACUGGUGUAGUUAUAUCUGCAUACAUGCAUUUUAGUAAGAUAUGUUCAAGCCCUGAAGCCGCUUUGGACUGGUUUGCAAUGAAAAGAUUUUAUGAUGAUAAACUAGGAGGAGUUACACAACCCUCCCAGAGAAGAUAUGUCCAUUAUUUUAGUGAUUAUCUUGAUGGCAAAAUUAAACUUAGUUCUGACCCCAUUUUUCUUCACCACGUAAUUGUCCAUGGAAUUCCGAACUUUGAUGGAAAAGGAGGCUGUAAACCAUUUUUGCGAGUUUAUGACGGACUUAAGCUGAUUUAUACUUCAGGAGUGUUUUAUGUGACCCAGGAAGUCGAACGAAUAUGCAUCACUAUCGAGGGAGGACUGAUAUUAAAUGGAGAUGUUUUGAUCAAAUGUUAUCAUAAAAAUACCUUAUCGUCUGGAGGAGAUAUUAUAUUCAGAUGUCAAUUCCAUACAGGAGCAAUAAAAGAYUAUAGUUUAGUAUUAGACAAGACGGAACUCGAUGAGGCAUUUAAAGAUAAGCGAUUUGCAGAUGGUUGUCAAGUAGAAUUUGUUUUCUCUGCAACGGGAAAUUUCGUUUCUGGUAUUAAAGGUAACGAUCGUCUCCAGUCCAUUAUCAGACAUUCGCUGCAACCGAUAGAAAACCCAGACACAGUCCUUAUGAUUCCCACCGCAGAUGGACAAGACGAGGAAAACUGGGCUGAUAGUGAAGGAAGCUCUGCUAGUAACCAGGACUUGUCGCGUGCGAAAGAAUCACUUAACGCGAGACAAACUUCAGAGGAAAGCGGUCGCGGUUUUGGUGGACUCACUCGUAAAUACUCUGGUCCAUCUUACAUACCAGGACCACUGGAUGGAAGUCUGUAUGCACAAGUUGACAAGAAUCUAAAGAAACAAAUCCGUUCCUAUAGCUUGGACAGCGGUAUUCAAACGCGUGGAUCACGUGAUGCUGGUGUACUGGAUAAUCCUGUCUUGCAAAGCUAUAAAACUGGACCGCUGAUGCCCCAGGGAACCGCCACCUUGAACAGAUAUCAAUUCAGUCGUAAUUCAAACAAAGUUUUGUCGGACGGGGAUAUAACUAUGGAAGCUGAUCUUGGUGGGAACAUUCAUUCUAUAGAUAAACUACUUAAGGAGCUUGGUGAAUGCUCCGAUCUCUUAGAUAGUACAAUACAACAGAACAGGAAAGCAUCUGAAAGAACCGCUCCAAAUUUGACAUUUCGAGAGUUAUCGUCUGCUCCRAUUCGACAGAUUCCUGAACAGGACCAAGUGGGUUUUAAACCAACAAGUCCUAGUCAAGCAGGUUCUAAACCGGUUUAUCCACCAACGCCUUUACGAAGAGCAGCGAGUUAUGGUGCWACUGAACGCUACCUUGAAGAGCGUCACGGAGUGCCUGCAAAGGUGGCACGCACCAUUUCAAAUGAAAAUCGCAGUAAUAAUAGCAUAGGAAGCCCAUUUCCAAGUCCAAACUACACAAGUACACCAAGACCGCAAGGCUURCAAAAAGCACCUGCUUUACAGACACACACACGGCCAUUAUCGCCAAAGUUUUAUGCAACCCAAGUGGUUGUUCCUAGUAARACUACUGUUGGACGCGCACCAGGGAUAGUGGUGGAGAACGGUGGAGAACCCAGGAUGGAUGUCAGACUUGGAGUGAAUGGUUACCAUGACAAUGAUGUCGUCAUGGAGAAUAGAAUUAACGGUAAGGGAGGGGAGGGUGAUAUAAACAAUAACUUUCCAGAACAAAAUGGUGAUGUCGAAAACAAUGAAUAUAGAAAUGAGGAGGAUGAAUUUCCAAAGAAAGGAAACGUUGCAGCUAAAGUUGCCAUCUUAAAAGAAAUAGUUUUCCCUGCUCAGAUGCCUGAGGAACGCAUGCCUUACAAAGGCACGGUUCCUAUGCCAGGCCUGGUUGGAAAGUCACCAAAUGAUAUUUCGGACGAGAUUUCUAAAUAUAAUGCCAAGUCAUUGGCUGUUGGUGAAUUAAGCCACUGCGGAAAUACAUUAUAUCGUGGAGGGGCCCCACAAAAGAUCUCUGAGCUACACCCUGGCCCGAAGGAUAUGCCUGCCAAAUCAAUGGAUGCUGAAUUAGCUGAAAAACUCAAGGCAGCUAGGGAUAAAUCUGRCGUCUCUGCAGAUGAAGGUGAACAAACACUGCCAUCAACUGCAGAGAAUCUCGAGAAAGAAUGCUAUGACGAAGGCAUCGAUUAUAAACUACACACAGACARUCAAGGCUUUUUAACUGAAAGCCCUCAAGUUUUUGUCAGCAGYGGGCCUCAAGAGUUUAAUAUUGGACAACCAAUWACCUUUACAAUACCAACCGAACUUGAAAACAAACCAAAUACACGAGUAGACGAGGAUGGUUAUGCUGAAUUGGAUGAUAUACAAACAACACAGCAUUUCUCGAAAUUUGAACAAACAAAACCAAGCCCUAUUAUAAUUUCCAAAGAUAUUCACACGCAACCGUCGAUGGUAGCAGUACUGUCGUCAGAACCAGGACAAAGUUCGCAUGAAAACCAUGCGAUUGAUGGCAUUCUUUCUGAUAUAGCUGACAUUAAUCUUGCUAUGUCGAAAGAACAAGARGAAGAAAAUGGUGGCCGACCACCAWCCCCUCAAACACCUUCAUCGUCUGUAUCAGGACCGUUUGAUAACUCUCCUAGAAAGAAGCGUUCACCCUACCACUCAGAUAAAGGCUAUGGAUCUACAAAUAGCUUGUCAUCGGAAUCUUCUUCUAAUGAUGUGUUUCUUGAAAGUCCUCAACCGAUGCCUGGCGUCAAGUUUGAUAAAGAUACGUCACAGUAUUGGUAUAAACCAAAUAUAUCGCGGGAACAAGCGAUUAGCAUACUUAAAGAUAAAGAGCCAGGCUAUUUCGUGGUUCGUGAUAGUCAGUCGUUUCCUGGUGCUUAUGGUCUUGCUGUACGGGUUGCUGUUCCUCCUGCUCAUGUAUUACAUGGAGACCUCACAAAGAUCGACCUUCCCAGUGAACUUAUUCGACAUUUCUUAAUCGAAUCUACCAAGAAAGGUGUCAAACUACGAGGCAUCAGUAAUGAACCGGUAUUUGGGAGUUUAUCAGCGCUUAUUUUUCAACAUACGAUUACUCCUUUAUCUCUUCCAAUAAGACUUGUAAUUCCAAGUGAAGAUCUUCUUCCCAGUAGCAAUUUUACAGACAAAAAGGACGGACCUGCGUCACCGAAAUCUCCCACUGGAGAUACCAUGCAGCUGAUGUUCGUCGGUGAAUGUGGUGUUGAGAUGUUAUCAGGAAACUCAGCCAUACAAAAGACGGUAGAAAGUCUACUUGCUUACUCGGCAGAACCAAAGUUUACUUCGACCAGUGURAAAAUUACAAAGCAAGGCAUAACAGUCACAGACAAUGAGAGAAAAGUGUUCUUCCGAAAACAUUUCCCUAUGAAUAAUGUACUAUACUGUGGCAUCGAUCCACUAGAUCAAAGGUGGGAUUUAAAAAUACCGAGCUAUAAAGAAAAAUCAAGAACCUUUGGAUUAGUUGUUCGUAAAAUGGGUGAAAUUGGUAACGAUUGCCACUUGUUUGCUGAAAUGGACAGUGAUUUUCCUAUAAGUACAGUAGUGAAUAUUGUUAAYAAAUUCAUGACUGGGUGAGAUUAUUCCUCGUAGGAUGGUGACUUGAUUCAAUCUGCUAAAAGACUAAUAGACUUCUGAACCUUUUACGUCACUACUUGAUUUUCAGUGCAUUGUAGGAUUAGUUUAUAGAGAAAACAAAAGAAAUAUCAAACAUGUCCUACAAUGCAUUGCGUAUACAGUACAUGAUGUAAAAACUUCAGAUCAUAUCAGCCCGAAAGGAUAAUGGCCUGGGGCCGAAAUUGAUCCAUAAACCAAACCCAGAUCACUCUCAAAGCCAUACCGAGGAGUGAAAAUUACGACUUAUGGAAUCAGUCCGGCURUAAGUGAUGAAAUAAAGUCAUGGUUUUGAAGCGCUUUUUUGUGUUUUUCGCAGAUUGAACGAAGUCAUAGCCUGCGUCACAUCCGGUUUUAUUUGUCAAAUCAAAACCGGAUAUAACGCAGGCUAACGAAGUCACUAGAAUUAAGAUAUUUUUGCUAGUCAAGAUUGUAUAGGAUUGAGUAUUAAUCGACUGGGCAGCUUCCUCAGUUAAUUUUGUAAUGAACUUACAGCAGAAACCGUUGCAUCGCGACUUCAAAGUCCAAAGGAAAUCGUUGGGAUUUAGGUUUUUCUGUGGUUUGGGAGUGGAGAGAUACAAAUCAGCCAUUGACUGAACGAGUUUACGAAAAGCUCCGCCCCUCAGAUCGAAGGAAAGAACAAAAUCCAAACAAACUUCAAAACGAAGAAGUCGCUAUGCAACGAUUUCUGCUGUAAACUCGGCAUAUCUACUAUUAACAUUGUACAAUCUCGUACAAUUCUGUACAGACAAUUAAACAAUAUUGCUCUAUCUUUUUCUAGAUAACUGAAUAAACCCCACGAAUUGAAAAACUAAAUAAUAGUUUAGUAAUAUAAGUUUUUUUCAAUUGAAUAUCAAAUAAAAUAAUCAAAUAUUGAUGUAAAAAAGURAAAGCACAAUAUCUAAAUAAUAGUCAAUGUGUAGCAAUAGAAGGGAUAAAUAGCGACUUGUAUUGACUGUAGCGGUGCAGUGUUCCAGAUAAAACACUUAUACAUAAAAAGGUCUUUACACACAGUAAAAUAUAGAAAGCAUACCGACUUUUCGGGAAGAAAAGAGAAAAAAUACAGGUCUUUUUACUGCACCAAAUCAGGAACAUCAGUAAGCAUUUCUUCUUCAGUUUUUUUUAUACUGUGUAUAAUGUUGGUAGAAAUGAAAACUUUGGAUUUUGCAUCUGGAUCUUGUGGAUUCACUCUAAUAAAUCUCAGUCAUAUAAAAAUCAUUUUGCAUAGCAGGCCCUGUGCAAUAUGUAUAAAGCUAAUUAAGUAUCUGUGCAAGGGAAUGGAUAUUGUCGCACAUCAUGGAUAUAUGCUUGAAGAAAUGAUGUUGUUUUAAAAGUGAAUAGAACAGCGUACAGAAAAAUAAGAGAAGUAUCUUUUAAGGCGUUAUUAAUCGAAAUUCUUUGAUGUGUUGAACAUUCUCCUUGCAGUAAAUGAUGAGGUAGAGAGCAUGCAAUUUCAGUGCCGGUCUAGUUAUUCAAUUGCAAAAUAGCAAAGAAUUCAUUCAGACGUCCAUAGCUUGUUAUAUAUGGACUUCUGGUUAAUCCUUUCAAGUAGAAAAAAACCCGUGAAUUUUGAACUUGCAUUAAUUUGAUUAGUAUUUUGCAUUGUUCAUUAGACGCAAAAGUUACAGCAACUAUUGUAUCAGUCCAACAUCUCACAGGUUCUUCAACUUUACUUUCUAAACGGCCUGUUUAACUGGAAUCUCCUCUUUUCGCAAUUCUUUUGCAAGAGGUUCCACCAAGAACAAACUUGUAAAUUUGAUAGUUUGUCAUGUAAUCGCGCAUUUCUUGGGAAAACRUGGGAAUUUCCAGUGCACGAUAUAUAGCUAUUUCAAAUAAGUUGUCGGAGAGGAACGACCAUCGCUCGUCCGAAAGCAGUUGUGGAUAAUGAUUUCAAUGACUAAUAUUCGCUACUUUGCCACAAAACAAGGGCAAAUGAAACAAACAAUUUGUCUUCAUUUAAUGAAAACAUCGGUAAUUUUUGACGGCCUUUGAAAGUUGCCAUCUAUAAUUAAUAACAAUAGUAACUUUCAGUCGUUCAUUCUGAAUUGCCCGGGAAACCUUUUUGAAAUAGCUGUAAACCGACUCCAGGCCCCAAAUAGUCUUCUUCACGGUUCCCUGCUCCAUCUUGAAAGGCUGCAUCCUACCUUUCAACAUGGCGCAGGGAACACGAAGGAGACUAUUGUCUUCAUAUUUAAGGGUUAMUAUAGAUCCAUUGAAAUCUAAAUAUAUUAUUAUAAAUAAGACAUAUAUUCCUUAUAGAAUACCUGUACUUACAUUUUAAGUUGUAUUUGUAAUAAAUACAAUUUCAAGCAAUAAAACAAAAAAUUCACUUUC